This is a messenger RNA of Malania oleifera, 2215 nucleotides long. RefSeq lists its product as uncharacterized. Gene Ontology annotation, molecular function: protein binding. The transcript has 7 exons. The record is from RefSeq and is a predicted model, not a curated record. Lineage: Eukaryota; Viridiplantae; Streptophyta; Magnoliopsida; Santalales; Ximeniaceae. The coding region runs from base 33 to 1982 and encodes 649 amino acids.
GAGGGAGAGAGGGAGAGGGAGGGAGGGAGUGAAUGGAAGAAGAAAAUGAGAGUGAGGGUUUGGAUUGGUUGAGUUUGCCGGAAGGAUGCAUUGGGAACAUCAUUUCUCUGACGAGCCCACGGGACGCCUGCCGCCUCUCUGUCGUCUCAUCUGCCUUCCGAUCGGCCGCCGAUUCUGACGCCGUCUGGGAGCGAUUUCUGCCGUCCGAUUACCCGGCCAUCAUCUCCCGAUCGUGUUCUCCGUCGUCUCCUUUGGGUGAUAUCUCAUCCAAGAAAGAGCUUUACUUCCGCCUCUGCGAUUCCCCCCUGCUCAUUGACGACGGUACCAAGAGCUUUUCAUUGGAGAGAUGUAGUGGGAAGAAAUGUUACAUGCUAGGUCCAGAGAGUCUCUUUAUUGCAUGGGUUGAUGCGCCUCAAUAUUGGACGUGGAUUUCUCUACCAGAAUCCAGGUUUAGGGAGGUGGCUGAGCUUCGUGCUGUACGUUGGCUUGAAAUCCGCGGCAUGAUGGAUACUGGCAUGCUAUCUAUUGGCACGAACUAUGCUGCAUACCUUGUUUUUAAGUUGGCAGAAGACACAUACGGCUUUGAGCGUCGAUCUGUGGAGGUCUCUGCUGGAGUUGGCAGCCAAACUGAGGUGCGAUCUGUUCUUCUUGAUCCUAAUGGUGGCGGGGAGUGGCGGUUUGAUGAAGGGAACCAAGCAUAUCCGGGAGAGGAGGAAGUCGUGCUUGAUGAAGGGAACCAAGUAUAUCUGGGAGAGGAGGAUGGCGUGCCCCAUGAAGGGAACCAAGCAUAUCCCGGAGAGGAGGAAGGCGUGCCCGAUGAAGUGAACCAAGCAUAUCUGAGUGUGAGGGGAGAUGGGUGGCAGGAGGUUGAGUUGGGCGAGUUUUUUAUCGAUGGAGAUGAUUGUGAGGAGCUGGAGAUGAGUUUGCUGGAGGUGAAGGGUGGUCACUGGAAGCUUGGCCUAAUCAUCGAAGGGAUUGAGAUCAGGCCAAAAAAGGGUCUUAUAAUUAAUUCAGGACCGAGCAAACGACAAACUCAUCGAAGCGAAGACUUAGCAGUGAAUCUUUCUCUCUCCUCUGUCACUAUAAAUACCAGAGAGGAGAGAGAGAGAGAGAGAGAGAGAAUGGAAGGAGAAAAUGAGAGGGAGCGUUUGGAUUGGUCGAGUUUGCCGGAAGGAUGCAUCGCGAACAUCAUUUCUGUGACGAGUCCACGGGACGCCUGCCGCCUCUCUCUGGUCUCAUCCGCCUUUCGAUCGGCCGCCGAUUCUGACUCCGUUUGGGAGCGAUUUCUGCCCUCCGAUUAUCCGGCCAUCCUCUCCCGAUCGUGUUCUCCGUUGUCUCCUUGGGGCGAUUUCUCAUCCAAGAAAGAGUUAUACUUCCGCCUCUGCGAUUCCCCCCUGCUCAUCGACGGCGGUACCAAGAGCUUUUCAUUGGAGAGAUGUAGUGGGAAGAAAUGUUACAUGCUAGCUCCAAGGAGUCUCUCUAUUGCAUGGGGCGAUACGCCUGCAUAUUGGAGGCGGAUUUCUCUACCAGAAUCGAGGUUUAGGGAGGUGGCUGAGCUUCUUUUUGUAUGUUGGCUUGAAAUCCGUGGCAAGAUGGAUACUGGCUUGCUUUCUCCGGCCACGAACUAUGCUGCUUACAUUAUUUUUAAGUUUAAAGAACGCACAUACGGCUUUGGACGUCAACCUGUGGAGGUCUCUGCUGGAGUUGGCAGCCAAAAUGAGGUGAGAUCUGUUGUUCUUGAUCCUAAUGGUGGCAGGUGGCGAUGCAGGCCGGGAGAGGAGGAAGGCGUGCCUGAUGAAGGGAACCAAGCAUAUCUGAGUGUGAGGGGAGAUGGGUGGCGCGAGGUUGAGUUGGGCAAGUUUUUUAUUGAGGGAGACAAUUGCAAGGAGCUGGAGAUGAGUUUGCUGGAGGUGAAGGGUCUCCUCUGGAAGAGUGGCCUCAUCAUCCAAGGGAUUGAGAUUAGGCCGAAAAAGGGUGAAUGAAUGAGUAAAAGGAAGAUUGGCCACAUAAGCGUAAGACUUGGUCAUGGUUUCAUUAAUCCUUAAGCUUGUUGAUUGAACUAUUUAACCUAUUUGCCAUUGCUUUUUUUGCCUCUUUAUUGCUUUCAAUAUGUUUAUAACAGAGGAUAACUGGAUAUGUGAGUUGUGGUAUUAGAACUGCAUUUUGUUAUGCAUCUCAUAUGAGUAAUGGAAAAUAAUAUUUUUGAUUUUGUGAA